AUUGUGCUACAGUCAGACGCUUUCAAUCGACCGUGGGCGUUUGAUUCGUUGACGAACAAACGAAUGAACGAACCCACGGACGAACUAUUUUCUUCUAUCUUCUAUUGUCAGACGUACGACUUCCCUUUCCGCUGCUGCUGCUUCGCUGCAUGUUAUUAAAAUUGCUCCGUUUUAAUCACUGUCUGUUGCACAAUACGUAUUGAUACCUCGGUGACGAUGAUUAAUCGUACGUCUGCGAAUCUGAUUGACUGCUACGGUAUUUUGUGAUUGCACCCGUGAUGAAUAAUGCAAAAAUAUAAGAUCAUAGUAAAUUCCAAUGUAUUCCACUGACGGAAGUUUUUAUUAUAUGACAGAACGUUCAGACAAACCGUCAUGGAAAUAAAGAAAUUUUUAUAGAAUGUCAUUAAGGUGGAUUUUCAUGGAAAUACAUACGCGUUCGUAUCUUCUUGAUGAGUACUUAAAUGUUCACUCUUAGGUAAUCAGUAAUUCCGAUACAUUCUGAUAUUACGAGUUGAAAGUUAUGGCAAGUUUCCAUAUUUUCGUCCAGUCAGAUAAAAUUAGGUUCAGCUUAAUUAUUUAUUCAAAGCAGGAAGUUGUUUAAGUGCAUGAAUAAUUUAAAGGUUAUCGAACAAUCAUCCAUUGGAUUCAUUGUAUGGAGAUCUGCAUAUAAUGAUGUUGGAAACUAGAUCAGACUGUGGUUCUGAAUAAGCUCGUAGAAAAUUGAUGCAGUGAUUUAUCACCGUACUUUAACCAUAAUCUUUCCAUUUCAAAAAAUAGUAAAUCAAAAUUUUGUCCAAACGGCAUUGUACACAAGCAAAUAAAUACAGAACUACUAGCUACGUACAUCUAUUUAUACAGAGAUAACAAUAUUUGUACGCAUUAUCAGAAAGUACAUAUUCAAAACGUUAACGCGUGAUUAAUGUUUGUGUACUUAGUAAAAUAAUUAAUUUGUAAGAAAUUAAUUGUAAUUAAUCGUCUAAUAUCUAGCUCGUUAUUUAAUUGCCUGUUUGAAGAAGCUAUUUGUUGGACAAUUUUGAAAAAUGAAAUUGAUAAGAUUACAUCUUGCAGCGAUAUAAAUAAAAAUGGAAGUGAUCUUUCAUAUUUAUUAAAUAAUAAGGUUUUCCCCUAUUAAGAACAUCCUCGGUAGGCAGCUUAAAAAUAGUCUUUUGCGCAUCCAUCGCGCUAUGAAAACAGGGCUUGUAGUUCUUUGAGAACUUCACGCACAGCGUGCAUCAUCUAACCUAUCAGAGCCGAUAAUCGCGAAACAAAAGCUUGCAAGGGAACGAGAGCGAGGGCUGAUCGUUGCAUUCUAUUAACAGAAUCCUUUCUCGAGUUAUAACGGCCCGUGAAACUCAUAGGAGUUGCAAUUUUUUUUUUUUUUAUAUGCCAGCGCGCUUUCAGUUUUCUAGCACGCGAUACGAGGCACAUUUUUCUACGCUUUGUUGAUCGUGAAACGUCAUAUGGAAAUGUACAUAUUCCGUUUCAGUCAGUAUCAUUUCAACAGAAUCAAAGAGCCGAGUUUUAUCAACCUUUCAUAGUAUCUUUUGUAGUUAUAACCAGGGUUAUAAAAGUGUCAUGUUGAAAAAAAAAAUAGGUAGUAUUUAAAAAGAAAUGAUUUUCACAAUUUUCAUAGAAGAAGGCUAUAGCACUGCUAUAAAUUCGAUGCUUAAAUUCUCGCUUCGCCUGAGUUUCUUCACGCUAAACGAUUAAACAAGCGUUAACAACCAUAACUAUCAAAAGAUCAUCUCGAACACUAUCGCUUUUGUUUUCAUUCUUCGAAUCAUCGUGUAAACGCGCCAUAACAUUUUUAUCGGGCAUUAUCAUUUCCAUUAUGUAACUAUUAUUUUCCAGCGAUCCGUUCAUAAUACAUCUGUCUGUCGGUAUCAUCGCAACAAUUAACGGGAUUAUUAUAGUUUGUCGAGUUAACUGCAACGAGCUCGCGAUUAGAUUAUAGUUUCUUCGGCUUUGCUCGUUCCAUCCCCGCUCCAUCGAUGCUCUCGCGCCGAAUCUAACACGCCUCUGACGAAUAUAAUUUAGAUGAGAUCGUUUGUCGAAGCCGAGAAAUGUCAAAGAUCACGGCAGAGUGAUCCAGGUGCAACCACGAUCCUCUUCUUCGAGAAACUGGCCGAUUCGUUAAAUGGAAAGUAGUUUGACGACGUGUUGAAUAGCGUGAAAAUAAAAAAAGAAAAAAAAAAACGUGAACUACGUGUUGUGUUGUUGAGAAACGGAAAAGUGAUUUGUGCACGACAAGGACAAUCGCCAUCAACGGAAAUCAGUGGAGGGUUCACGGAUCACAGGGAAAAAUGUUCAAGCUCGCCGGACGCCAAGAAUGGGAGGCUUUGACGAAAGACAUAAGGCUGCAGCUGAACGAACAGCUGAGAUGUCUCGACAUCAGGAUGGAGGCCCAAGUCGCCCUCGUGGCGGAGCUUCAGGAUUUUUUUCGAAGGAGAGCCGAGCUGGAGCUCGAUUACAGCAAGUCUCUAGACAAGAUGGCCAGAAGCAUACAGCUCAGACACAAGGAGCAAAAGCAAAAGCGAGAACAAUGGCCCCUAUUCUCCAGCUACGCUUGCUGGCAACAACUUAUCAACGAAACAAAAUCCUUAAGCAGAGAUCAUGCAGCACUUUCGGAGGUCUACAGCACGCACCUCGUUGGUCGUCUCAACCAGGUGAUGGAAGACGUACAGCGGAUAUACAAGCGUUGCCGUGAGAUAGGAUACGAGACGCACGAGGAGAUCCUCCGGGUGCUGCACGAGUUGCAUACAACGAUGAAAACGUAUCAGGCUUACCAGGCAGAGUCCCGGCAAGCGGAAACAAAGCUUCGGGUGGCGGAACAGCAGCGCACCAAGCUCGAAGUGGCGAACGCCCCGCCCGAGAAACUGGCGCGCAGCAAGAAGUACAAGCUGAUUGAGAAGGAAGUGAACAAGAGGAAGAGCAAGUAUCAGGAAGCAAAGCUGAAGGCGUUAAAAGCGAGAAACGAGUACAUUUUGUGUCUCGAGGCAUCAAACACGACAAUACACAAAUACUUUGUGGACGAUCUGUCUGAUCUCAUUGAUUGCAUGGAUUUUGGUUUUCACAAUUGCAUUGCCAGAGCGUUGCUAAUGCACUGCAGUGCAGAAGAGGGUAGGCAACGUUCCUUGCAAUCGGGUGCUGAACAACUGGCUUCCUGUGUCGGUGCUCUAGAUUCGAGAGCGGAUAAACAAAGGUUUCUAGAAUCCCAUCAUUCUGCUUUUAUGAUCCCUAAGAAAUUCGAGUUCCAAGGACAACGAGGGGACGAGACCCCAGAGCCUGAAUUGCAAAAGCUAUUGCACGCCGAGAUGGAACAACGAUUGACGCAAUUGCAACAGAGAGUGACGUCCUUGAGAACCGAGUCUGAGGAAGUGUGGAAAACUUUAGAAACGGCAGAGGCCAGCCUGCUAGAAAUGCUCACCGCGAAAGACUACGACUGCUCUAGAUAUUUUGGAGAGAACGCUGUGCCCACUUCUAGACCUCCUGAAACGAUACAGAUCAAGCUCAGAGCCGACAGACAGGAAACCGAAGAAUUCUACCUCACGAAAUUCAGGGAAUACCUUCUUGGAACCUCAAGAAUAGCUAGGUUAGACGCGAAGCAAGAAUACAUUCGACAAAGCCUACUAGAUGGCUCCACUGCUAGCCCAAACCCAUCAAUAUCGGCAACGAAACAAAAACAGGCACGAAGGAAACGAAUCGGUAGAUUACAGAUGAACGGUCAACCAAAACUAUUCGGUGGCUCGUUAGAAGAAUACUUAGAAAGCACAAAUCAAGAAAUUCCUUUGAUCAUGAAGAGCUGCAUUAGAGUAAUCAAUCUGUACGGUCUACAUCAUCAGGGUAUCUUUCGUGUUUCGGGCUCCCAAGUAGAAAUCAACAACUUCCGGGAAUGGUUUGAGAGGGGAGAAGAUCCUUUGGCCGAUGUAACAGAUGCAUCGGAUAUUAAUAGUGUUGCCGGUGUAUUGAAACUUUAUUUAAGAGAAUUGAGAGAGCCACUCUUCCCAAUUAUUUACUUUGAACAUUUAAUGGAGUUAGCACAGUUGGAAUCGAAGCAGGAGUUCGUUAAUAAGAUGAAGGAACUAAUUGCGAGUCUUCCAAGACCGGUCGUCAUUGUAAUGCGAUAUCUUUUCGCCUUUCUAAAUCACCUUUCAGAAUUUUCGGAUGAAAACAUGAUGGACCCCUACAAUUUAGCUAUCUGCUUUGGUCCUACUUUAGUACCAGUUCCUGAGGACAAGGAUCAGGUGCAGUACCAAAAUCAAGUAAACGAACUGAUCAAAAACAUCAUCACAUUCUGUGAGGAAAUAUUCCCAGAAGACAUUGGGGGUACUCAGUACGAAAAAUACAUCAGUAGGGAACCAGACGACGUAGACGUAGGAGACUCGCCAACGGAUCAGGUCCAGGAAGACAUGGACUCCGAAGUGUAUCCAUCCGAGGAUGAAUCGGAAAACCUCGAAGCCACAGCGCAAUUCGAUUUCAAUGCAAGGUCCGAAAGAGAGUUAAGCUUCAAAAAGGGGGAUACCUUGACUCUAUACACACAAGUCAGUAAUGAUUGGUGGCGAGGUGCCUUGGCUGGUAGAGAGGGGCUUAUUCCCGAUAAAUAUAUUAUGAUCAAGAUAAAGGAUGAAGAACGCGAAAAGGAACUUCUAAAAUCGUCAAGCGAAGAAUCAAUGCGAAGAAGAACUUCUAGCUCUGCCGAUAGUGUUCUAUCGAGUAACAACUCACCAUUGAUGGGACCGUCUGGGAAUACAGCUACUUGGUCGUCUAGUACCAUGUCCGACACACCAGCUACCACGAAUAUAAUAUCAACAGACAAUAUCAGUAACAGCGGUGUGAUCUCAACGAUUGUGACAAAUGUCCCUUGCAUUUCUUCGGCCCAACCGAUCAUCAGCCGAGAGGAAUGUGGAUCUCGCAUGGCAAAAGUGUCAACGCCUGAGAAAGAGAAGCACUCCUUUGCUUCAGACGCUACGCAAAUCAUUGUUGGUAACAAUGCAGAAAAUGAAAAGACGGAUUUUAGCGAAUCAUCGAUACAGCAACAGCAGCAACGUAACGAAGAAGCUGGAGGCGAAGAAGCGGAACGUAUCUCGUUACUGAAUUUGGACGGCAGCGCAAAACGUGGAACCAGCAGGAAACAACAUUGGAAAUCUCAGAGUAUGGGGGACACUGCGCAGCAAACGGUAAACCCUUUACAGGCGAACACCGCUAUCACCCAAGAAGAAGAACCUCAAGAACAACCAACUUUCUCGGCAAAUCGGGAGCUCUGGCAGAGACGUGCAACGUCGCAAACACAAUUGAAUCCUCCCGUGCCUCCGAAUCAUAAGCUUUUCCGCUCUUCUCAAGAAUUCCGUGAAAUGCGUCAGAAACACACGCCGGAUCUCGUCAUGGAUCUUCCUUUAUCCGCGCAGGAUGCAAGCAAAAAGUCUGCUUCGUCGAAUAGUCUGAGUAGUUCCGACGAGGAGAGCCCUAACUUAAAUCAGCCAUCACGAGCGGAGGCAGCCACGUCGCCCACGGGAGGACCCGAGUCUCCCGACAUGAGCACAGCCGCAGAACGGUUUGCCAAGCAAAAUCAGUGCACCUUGAAGAAAAACACGAAAACAAAUUCGGACGCGCCGAAAUUGAAACGCGUCGAACCUGAGCACGAGCCCGAACAGGAGCCCGAGGAUAUGGUCAGAUCAACCAGUUCCAAUCAAAUCUCAGAUUCGAUGCCCUUAAGGUCACCGCUUCCUUCGCGUUCGACGCCUAAGGUUGUCGCGAAGUUCGCGGAUAUGCACCUAAGCCGCGGCAGUCAGGUGUCCUCGUUCAAACCGCAGGUAAAGGUGAAGCCAACGAUCCUCAGGAAACCGGUGCUGCCAUUCCCGCAUCCGCACAUGAGUCCGGAGCUCGCAAGGAAGAUCGAAAAGCAAGCGCAGAGCGCCGAACAGUCGAAUUAAUUGCUGCCAGGGUAUUGGAGAGUUUUAGCAGCAAAAGAUGUAUUUAUUUUUAGCAAUCCAUGCGUGUUUGAGUAAGGUUUCCAGGCGCGUAGAUUUGCCAUUGACUUUCCAUUGACCAGUUACUCCGCCCAAUCGCAAGGACAUAAACGAAGUGUGUUAAUUACUGUAUCCAAGAAGAAAGGAAAGCCGGGCAGUAUCGUUCCUUGGUACGAUGAUACGUUACAUACCAGGUUCGAUGCUACCCUCGGGCCGAGUUUAUUUUUUCUACGACUAUUUUCCAUUUUCGCAUAAUUUUUUUACCAAAUGACCCGCGAAACGAUGUUUCUAGUCAUCGAGAGACGAUUGAAAAACGAUGCGAGAAAUGUGUGAGCGAGAUAAUACAUCGAAAAAAAGAAAAAUGAAUUACAAUUUCGAGGUUAAAUAGUUAUUUGCCGUGAGAGUGAGUGUGUGAGAGAGGGAGAAAAAGAUUUUGUACGUUGGACAAUAUGUAAUUUAUUACAAGGAAUAUUUCUUCUCAAGGUGUAUCAGUAUGUUUGCAACAAACGUGUUCGAUGUUCCUUUAAAAUGCACGUGAGUGGGUAUGAGUUAAACGAAAAAAAAAAAAAAAGAGCCUUUUCCGGAAGUUUCUUUCAUAGGAAGAAUGAGUGAGAUGAUUUCGGGACCCGAAACCCGGCUUAUUAUUUUUAUUAUUAUUAUUAUUAUUAUUAUUAUUAUUAUUAAUAUUAUUAUUAUUAGACAUUGUAACAUGUCACCGACGUCUUUAAUUAAGAACUAUACGACAAUGAUGUUCGAUAUAUUCGAGAGUAAUAAGUGUACAAUAAUGCACGAAUAUUUAACAAUUCGACGUCAGCUUUAGGUAUUUACUGAUAAUUCUGCUAUGAAAAAUUCAACGAAAUAGGAAAAAAGCGAUGUAACACCUCAACGUAUUCAUGCCCUUUUUCCUUAUAACCCAUUAAACAAAAAAAAAAGAUUAUACUCAAUUAAAUAAUAUGCGUACAGUAACCCGAUAUUCAAGUAUUCUAUAAUUAUACUCGGAACAAAAAAAAUUCGGAAUGGGCAUAAAGGGAGGUAUUAGGUACCCGACAUGUCGGAUUUGGGUAAGGUUAGAAGAAGUCGGGCGGGUUCGGCUACACCAGGGUGCUGAAUCCGUCCCACUUCUUUCUAACUUACCCGACACAUUCGGUUGUCCUCACACCCCUAAUCGCAGCCCAAAGUAACAAGAAUUGCGAAUUCAGUUAGGGUGACUAUAACUUAAUACUCUUUAUAGUUACUGAUUAAAUAUUAGUACUAAAUAUUAUCACAUUAUACCCACCGCAAUAAGAAAUACCAAAGCCAAUGAAAUAUUGUCCCUUUUUUUUUCUUUUUUUGAAUGUAUCAUAUUUGUUGGAAGAACAUGCUAAAGUUUCAAUUCCUACGAUGCGUUCGUUUUUAUAUUUCACAACGAAAGUUACGUUUUUAUAAUAGUUUUUUCUAUACUAUAUCGAAUUGUUAUUUGUGAGAGGAUUCAGUGUAACUUAAUGCGUAAUUUAAUCUUGUUACGUCUUUAUGUCAAUUUGACCUAUUCAGCAGCAACAGGAGCUUAAUUUGACGAUUUUUCGUUAGGGUUACUGAUAUUAAUUUCAAUAAAGAAACUUGCAGGCUGCA
Molecule: messenger RNA, 7574 nt
Organism: Osmia bicornis bicornis
Lineage: Eukaryota; Metazoa; Arthropoda; Insecta; Hymenoptera; Megachilidae
Product: SLIT-ROBO Rho GTPase-activating protein 1-like
Exons: 13
Coding region: 2304-5930 (1208 amino acids)
Biological process (GO): negative regulation of cell migration; signal transduction
Cellular component (GO): cytoplasm
Molecular function (GO): protein binding
Source: RefSeq, a predicted model, not a curated record